Bufo bufo (common toad) is the source of this 3601-nucleotide messenger RNA. RefSeq names its product centrosomal protein 131 (gene CEP131). NCBI's taxonomy places the organism in Eukaryota, Metazoa, Chordata, Amphibia, Anura, Bufonidae. Gene Ontology annotation, cellular component: centriolar satellite. The record is from RefSeq and is a predicted model, not a curated record. Gene Ontology annotation, biological process: regulation of centrosome duplication; cilium assembly; intraciliary transport involved in cilium assembly.
GUUGUUGUGUUGCUGCCAUGGAAGUCUGUGUAUAACAUUUGUCAGUUACCGUCCGUUCUGUGCCGUAAAGGAGGUCGCGGGGUCACUUGGGGUCGAACACCCAAGGGGUUAACGGAGCGUGUACAUCCGGGACACAGCCGGCCACAGGAGGCGCCCAUGCAGAGUCCACUCGGUACCCCCUCCCAGCAGGGUGGGGGGAAUAAUGGAGAACUCGCCCUCACCGGCUCCCAGGUCUCCGUGACGAGACGCCCAAGCAGCGCUGGAAGCGCCAAACUCAUUUCACGCUCCAUCUCCGUCAUCACCGAUACCAGGAGCAGAGGAAACCAGGUGAGGGACUCGCCUCGAGCCAUCAAUAACCUUCGCAGGUCCAACAGUACCACUCAGGUGGCACCAGGCGGCAGCUCGCUCCCCAGCGGUGACCAGCGUGGAGAUUUCUUAGCCUUUUUUGAGAGCAGCUCCGUUGGGAGGAAGAAGCUACACGGACUGGCCAAAACCCCCCCGGAAAAGAGGACCACCUGGAAUAUUCUGGAUGACCAACCUCGUGCUUUUCCUAUACCCUCCAGUGCCCGCAGUGCUAGCUCAGUGCAGAGCCUGAGCAUGAAGAGGAGAGACAUGCCUGCCCUGGCACCCAGUUUCCCAGCCAACAAUAGGAGUAUCAAGGGAACCGUGGGAAACACCGUAACCACCAUGGUGCACAAUAACUAUUCAUCUGGGGAUCGAACCAAGAGCUCCAAUCAGAAACCGCCGUCUCUAAAUAACCAGAGGACACAAAAUGGUGAAGAAUUGGGAAUCAGCUUCCAGAAAUCCCAGAAGAAUCUGUCCAGCGCAACAACUGGGCGUAACAACCACUCCGGGGGGAGCGCAGCGCAGAAGAGGAAAGAGGUCACUGCUGAGGAGGCAGAGCGGUUUAUUCUGCAAGUCAACAAUGCCGCAAUCACCAUUCAGCGCUGGUACCGACGCCAUCGGCAGAAGAGGAGAGCUCGGGAGGAAGCUGUACGGCAUAUGUUGACUUCCAAAAAGGAGGAACGGCAGCAUCAGGCAGAUGAGAGCAGCUACUUAAAUUCCUAUCAGUCCAAAGACGAGGAACGCAAGAGAAUCCGGGAAGAAAAGGCUCGACAAGCCCGACGGGCGGCCAUCCAGGAACUGCAGCUUAAGCGGGCCCAGAAAGCCCUGGAAGCCCAGAAACUGGUGGAAGAGGAGCUGACACGGCUGGAACAGAGCGGGAAGGUGGGAAAGAAGAAGGUCGGCAGGAAUCUGGUCAACUCUCCAUUACAGAGGAGCAGCAAGUCCAAUAAUAAUAAUACAGGUUCUAGAGCGCAAGAUAUGUUGGAAAAUGAUAAUUCGAUGAUGUCACUCUUCAAGCCGUCACCAGACUACAGGAGCAGUGAGCACAGUGCCCAGGUGCCAUCUACUCCUGACCAGGUCGUGGGAGAAGUGUAUGUAGCCGCCUCUGCCCACUCUAAGACCACCCUGACAGAUCUGCUGGACACGUUGAAGCAGCUGGAAGAGCCCGAACCACUGAUGGCCAUUAGAGCAGAGGGCAAAGACAAAUUUCACUGGAUUGAUGGGGACGCCGACACGUCCCUCACGGCAGAUAACCUGGAGCGCCAUAGUCAGAUGACACGCAAUGGACAGGUGGAGCAGAGUGAAGUCCACAGUACGGCCGGGGCCCUGCUGUCUGAGGCCAAGCUGCAGAACAUCAUUACCUUUCUGGAUGAAAUGGAAAAAGCCGAACAGGAAAGGCCGCGGUCCUCGGGCUCCCACGCCCACAGAGGGGCUCUUCUGUCUGAGGAAGAACUGAACCACCUGGAGCAGGCGUCGGCCGUCGCUACUGAGGUGACGAGUUCCAUGUUGAAGAUGCGGCUGGAGCUGGAGGAGAAGAAGAAAGCACUGAACCUUUUGCAGACAGCACUAGCCCAGCAACGUGAAUUAACGGUGCGACAUGUAAAGCAAACCGAGAAAGAGCUGGGCUAUCAGGUGAAGCAGCAGAGCGAGCAGUACGAGGCCACCAUACAGCGCCACCUCACCUUCAUCGACCAGCUCAUCGAUGACAAGAAAGCCCUGAGCGAGCGAUGCGAGUCACUGGUAAGUGAGCUGAAGCAAGUGGAUCACAAGUACUCCAGCAAGAUCUCCCAGAUGCAAGAGCAGCAUGAAACGGUUUGGCAAACUCUGGGCCCCCUGUGUGAGGAGAUGAAGAAGCUGCAGGAACUGAUGACCGCUACCGAAAAAGUGCGGCGGGAGAAGUGGAUUGACGAGAAGACCAGGAAGAUUAAAGAGAUCACAGUGAAGGGCCUGGAGCCCGAGAUCCAGAGACUUAUAUCCAAGCACAAGCAGGAGAUCCGCAAGUUAAAGGCUCUGCAUGAAGCCGAGCUCCUGCAGUCCGAUGAACGCGCGGCGCAGAGAUACGUGCGCCAAGCGGAGGAGCUGAGGCAGAACCUGGAGCGAGAGAAGGAGGAAGUGAGCCAGAGGGAGCGAGAGCUGGCAAAGCAGAGGUAUGAGAAGCAGCUGGUGCAAGAGGAGCAGUCCCUGCAGGAGCAGCGCAGGAGGCUUUACAGCGAGGUGUCCGAGGAGAAGGAGCGCCUGAAACAGCAGGCGGCCAGGCAAAGAGCAGAAUUGGAUGAGCUCCGGAAACAGCUGGAAGACAACUGCGCACUCGCCACCAGAGUCCUGAAAGAAGAGUACGAGAAGAGCAAGGAGGAGCAAGAACGGCGCCACCAGAUUGAGCUGAAGGCAAUCAAAGAGCGGCUGGAGAUCGAGAAGCAGGCCUGGGAGCAGAACUACCUGAAGAAGGAGGAAGCCUGGCUGCUUUCCAGGGAGCGGGAACUGAAAGAAGAGGUGCGGAAAGGGAGAGAUAAGGAGAUAGAACUGGUGAUCCAGCGGCUGGAGGCCGAGAUGUCGACAGCGAGGGAAGAAUGUGAGCGGGCAGCUGAGAACAGGGUUAAGAGGGUGCGAGAAAAGUACGAAUCCGAGCUGCAGGAGCUUGAGCGAUCCGAGCAGAAGUCCCAUGACCGCUGCAACCAAUUAAAGGAGCGAGUGACUGAGCUGGAGGGGGAGCAGAUCAGACUGCACGGACUUCUGAAGCAGAGGGAGCUGGAGGUGGAAGAUCUCCGAAAGAUCACAGACCGGCUGAAUGAGGAGAGAAGGAGCCUCUCAGACGUGAUCCGCCAAGAGUUCGCAGACCGGCUCGUAACCACCGAAGAAGAAAACAAAAGGUUAAAAAUUGAGGCAUCUGAGGCGCAGGCUCGCCAUCGUCUCGAGUUAGAACGGGUGACUCGCGAGAAGGAGGAGGAGCUGGAGGAGGUCCACAAGAGAGUGAAAUCUGCUAUAGUGAAGAAAGAAGAGACUGUGAACAGCCUGCGGAAACAGUGCGAGGCGGCAGUCAAGCGAGCAGAUCACUUGGAAGCCCUCCUGGAACAGCAACGCAAACAGUUAUUGGCAAAGUAACCCCCUAGUUCUCCCUCCUUGUGCGCCCGCUCGUGCCUCCCGGUGACAGACACUACUGCAGGAAUUUUAGUUUGUGCUUUUUCUCCAGUUUGUCUUUUGCACACUUUUCGUUGGUGCCUCAUUUCUAAUGAUAAAAUGAUUAUUUUUUUUUUUACAA